GGAAUAAUUCACAGCCUAACAUUGGCACAAUAUUCAUCUGCUUGAGCAUUCUCCAAACAGUUUACCAGGUUCAAGAAAUUAAAUGGCAAGUAAUAUGGCGGUUGCUGCUGCGAUCUUCUUCUUCUUCAGCUUUUUUGCCGGUUAUUCGCAUGCAGACAGUUGGAACAAGAUGGGGAUAAACUACGGGCAGUUAGGGAACAACCUACCAUCGCCGUUUGAAUCGAUUCAACUCCUUCAAUCUUUAAAGGCGGGUAGCGUAAAGCUCUACGAUGCGAAUCCUGAGAUCUUGAAACUUUUAGCAGGAACCAAUAUGCAUGUAUCAAUUAUGGUACAAAAUCAUGAAAUCAACAGGAUUGCUUCAGACCAGGCGGCAGCUAACAACUGGGUUCAGGACAAUGUUCUUCAACACUAUCCUGAUACCAUGAUUCGAUUCAUUCUAGUCGGAAAUGAAGUUCUAAGCUACUCUUCAGACCAAGAUAAGAUAAUCUGGUCUAAUCUCGUCCCUGCAAUGCGGAAGAUCAAAAACUCUCUCAAAUCACACAAUAUUCAGAACAUCAAGAUUGGUACUCCACUAGCUAUGGAUGUACUCCAAAUAACAUCACCACCAUCCAAUGGAACUUUCAGGUCAGAUAUUUCUACGGUGAUGCUACCGUUGCUCAAGUUCUUGAACGGUACUAAAUCAUACUUCUUCAUUGAUGCUUACCCUUUCUUCCCAUAUUCUAAUAACACUGCCAAUGUAAGCCUUAACUAUGCAUUGUUCGAAUCUAGCCAGAAUUACACUGAUCCUAAUACUACCUUUAUAUACACCAACCUUCUAGACCAAAUGCUCGAUUCGAUCGUUUUCGCUAUGACCAAACUGGGUUUCUCUAACAUCAAGCUCGCGAUAGCAGAAACCGGUUGGCCUAAUGCCGGUGAUUUAGAUCAACCUGGUGCUAACAUUUACAAUGCAGCUACAUACAACAGAAAUCUCAUCAAGAAGAUGACAGCAAGGCCUGCACUCGGAACGCCAGCUAGGCCAGGUGUAAUCAUACCGACUUUUAUCUUUUCGUUAUACAACGAGAACCAAAAGCCUGGUCCCGGAACAGAGAGGAACUGGGGAAUGUUGCGUCCAGAUGGCUCACCUAUUUAUGAAAUUGAUUUGUCAGGGAAACGUGCAGAAUCUGACUUUACAUCAUUGCCAAAACCCACUAAUAACAAACCCUACAAUGGGAAGCUAUGGUGUGUUGCAGCCACUGGUGUUAAUGCGACAAUGUUAGAAGGGGCGAUAACGAAUGCAUGUAACCUAGGUAACGGAACAUGUGAUGCAUUGACACCAGGGAAGAAUUGCUAUAAUCCAGUAACGGUAACUUGGCACGCAAGUUAUGCUUUUAGCUCUUACUGGGCAAAGUUCAGGAGUCGCGGUGGCAGCUGCUACUUCAACGGACUUGCACAGCAGACCACCACCAAUCCUAGUCAUGGAUUGUGUGUGGUUCCUAGCGUCAGUCUCUGAAGAAUUUCAUAUUUUGAUAAGAUUUCAGUAAUAGUAAGCACUAUAAGAUAGUUUAUCACAAAUAAUAAUGUCUAGUCUAAAAAAUUAGUUGUGUUUAUCAUUUGUUGUUGAAGUCAUGUAUUAUGCAUGAAAGUGUUAUGUUUUGUAUUCUGGAUUUCUACAUUAUGGAAAAACGAAUUGUAUUGUCA
This is a messenger RNA of Mercurialis annua (annual mercury), 1677 nucleotides long. RefSeq names its product probable glucan endo-1,3-beta-glucosidase A6. Gene Ontology annotation, biological process: carbohydrate metabolic process. The record is from RefSeq and is a predicted model, not a curated record. The transcript is spliced from 3 exons. The coding region runs from base 83 to 1489 and encodes 468 amino acids. Gene Ontology annotation, molecular function: hydrolase activity, hydrolyzing O-glycosyl compounds. Lineage: Eukaryota; Viridiplantae; Streptophyta; Magnoliopsida; Malpighiales; Euphorbiaceae. Gene Ontology annotation, cellular component: plasma membrane.